AUGCCUGAAGGCCGCGAACUCCUCUUUCAAUACUUGCAGGCUGAUGACUGGCUUGAAUCGGAGCGGGGCAAGCCUGGCUGGGACCCGACACUGCACAACAUCUUCGUCGACAUUACCGAAGACGAGCGCGAGACCACAGGCUCUCGGCGGCUCAAAAACGGCUAUAUAGACAGCAUAUCUUGCGCUAUGGACAUUCGCCGAGGCUCCAAAUCAAAGCAAAAGCCUGUCUUCCCUUCGCAAUAUGCCAGUCUCGACGCUUUGCUGGCUAGCCAACCACGUCUCACCGGUCUCGAACAUACUGGGCGCAGUAUAAUCCUUGUGUUCGGAGAUCUUCUGUGUCAGAUCCAGCCAUUAACCCAUACGAAUGUCCAGAUAUACGAUAUGGAGAACUGGGAGGCGGUGUAUCGGACCUCUCACCUGCCUCUCAUAGGCGAACACCCGGAAUCAAAGAUGCGCACCUUCAAAUGUGCGCUCGCUUUCCACAUCGGCAAGCACGUCAUAUCCUUCAAUACGCUCGACUUCUUAUUCCAGGUAUCACGCUUUCCGUCCCUGUCAUCCCGUUCUUGUCUUACUUACUGUACGCUUGAGGUUACCUGGGUGUGGGAAAGCGAGCGCAACGAUCCGUUGACGGGACUAGCCCAUAGCGACUACAAUGUCCUUGAUCAAUGGCCUCAGUUUGUCGCACUAUGGGCAUCCUUGCUGGAGACGACCGUCGUCAAGAAGACGAAGACAGCUGGGUUGAACGGGCUCUUUCGCAACUGGGCGACGAACCCCAAGAAUACGAUGUACAAUCCAGGGGUCGGGGCCUAUAGCGUCGCGGAAGUCAUGCAUCUAGCCGGUCUUCCAUCCGAUAUCUCUCUCGGCGAUCUUCUGCGAAGUCCAUCCCGCCUUUGUCGCUACUUGCUGGCCCUGUACCAGUUUCUUUAUACUGCUCUUCAUCGUAUCUGGGUUGAACUUGUCUGCGCAUGUAUACAUAACCAUAUACUGGCGCCUCGCACGCAACAACGCAUGAAGUAUCCGGACUAUCUCCAUGUCUGGGCCAAGGAUGUCUUUUAUACGACUGAGCGGCAUCACGACGCCAUCGUUGCCUAUAAUGCUACCUUCUACAAUGGCAAAACAACAGCCAGCAACUUGGACGUCCUCGAUGCGUUUGAGCCCUCGUUUUUGCGAGAUGCUAUCCGGAACGCUCCCGAAUUCGUUCCCAUCUUAUUCGGUGAUCUUGCCGGCCAAAUGUACUGCAACGAACUCGAAGAUGCGGAAGUGUGGAAAGAUAAUCCGUUGCUACUAACCUUCAAGCGUAUGACUGAUGCUGGUCUACUUGUGUCAAAACGGGCCGCCCUCGACUCCAUGCGCUUUGCUACGCUCUUCGUAGCGGACUCGGAUAUGAGGCGGCGGAUGUUGCCUACUUACCUGUAUGGUAUUGUGAAGGACAAGAUGUGGACGGUCUUUGUGGCCAAACGCAAGAACAACUUCAAGCUAAUCAUCGGUUAUCAGCGCACGAAACGGCUAUUCCGGAUCGAGGUACUGGGUACCAAGGACGUCGCCAUUGGCCCGCUCGAAUACUGUGGUAUGGGCAUGAUCGUCAAGAAGAAAAGUGGUAAAGGAUACCAUAUUUAUCCUUCACGCGGUGCGGUCAUCAUGAGCGUACCUUACAGUGCGGCUCUCAAGGCGACCACCCAAGCUAUCGUUAAGGUCAGGGUGUUCCAGGACUCUAUAUCCGGAACAGGGCAGUCCGCGCUGAACAAGGUUGAACUCGCCAUCCGAGAGCGGGCGCAUCGUGCGUUCAGGAUGGUGUACCCGAAAGCUUGGGCUGUUGCGGCCAUUGCGAAGGUUCGGGUGCCAUCCACGAAGCUGAUUGCUGGGCCAGUGUCGGUCCCAUCUCAGCUGGCAAGGCGUAAACGCACACAGACUGAAAUCUUGCUUGCUGGGCAUAGUGCUUCGGAUAUCGAGCAAUCGGGCCGCGGCAAGCGUCGCAGGUCCUCUAUUCCCAGUGGUGCAUACAACAUGCUGUUUCACUCUGUUGAUGUGUACUUGAAGUAG
Molecule: messenger RNA, 2040 nt
Organism: Peniophora sp. CBMAI 1063
Lineage: Eukaryota; Fungi; Basidiomycota; Agaricomycetes; Russulales; Peniophoraceae
Source: the annotation of a GenBank genome assembly